UCCUCAACUAGCCGAGGAUCAGCUCUGGUGAACUGGCAGGAAGAAGAGACAAUGGAUGGCAGGACUGGCCCUGAGCAGGAGAGAGACUGUGCUACUUCAGGGCACAGCCAGCAGCUGAAGUUGGAGCCCUGCUUCCAGAGUGACUCUCUCUUGCCUUCCCUCAGCACACCCCUGAUAUCGCAGCUUCUCAGCCACCCGAUACUUGGCAGGAGCCUGGAUCCCACCGUCCUUUUCCCCUCCUCUCAGGCAGUGACCCUGCCUCAGGAAUACGAGUGUGGCGCAUCUCCUGGAGAAGGAGCACAAACCCUGGCUUUCCCCAGGACCUGUGCGCCAGCUCCCAUGCCCUGUGCCAGCGACAGGGACCAGCUCUCUGACCAGCACCUAUGGGACCAGAUCUCUGACCAGCACCUACAAGCCAAGCGGGCCAGGGUGGAGAGCAUCAUCCAAGGCAUGAGCCUCCCACCAACCCCUCAGGCAUUUGGCACUAGCCUCGAGGCAGCUUUUCAGCAGGAGAGGGAGAGUGGUAGUGAGCUGCCCUGGGAGAGCAAGAGGAAGCCAAGGGUGUCCCAGCAGGGUGCAGGGGCAGCCAAGCGAGUGGCCUCCUCGGGGGGCAGCGCCCAUGCUGAGGGCUGCCAGCAGCUGAAGGAGCAGCUCUGCUUCUUGGAGCAGCAGCUGAGAAGGCUUCAGGAGAAGUUCUCCCAGGUCUGUGACUCUGCGGACACUGCCCAAACCCAGGAAGGUUCCAAGAAAGCGCAUCCAUUGCCUGGAAAUCCUGGAGACAGACUGGACAAGGACAGUGCCACCGCCACCAGUGACCCAUGCAAAGCGCCUCUUUGGAGGAGCAUCCUGGAGGCGCAGGGGCCAGAGAAGGAUGAGGACAGAGAUGACACAGGUGGCCUGCCCUCUGCAGCAAGGGCUCUAUCACAGGCACUGAAGAAUGAACUGGCUGAGACAAUGUCCCGGGUAGUGGACUCUGUUCUGCAGACUGCCUGGCCAAAGGCAGCCAGCCACUUACUGCAGCAGCACCGCAGACUCCCAGUGCCAGGGUCAGAUGCCAGGAGAGAGCAUUUUGCUCCUGCGAGAUGCAGGAAGCCACUUGCUAAACCAUCUCUCAGAAACAUACCAGGCGCGCUGGGCUCACCCGAGGCUGAGGCCCCAUCAGGAGCUCCAGCGAAGAGCCUGGGCUCACACACUGGCUCCUUCAGUUCAAAAGGGGUGAGAAAAAACCCUCGGGCUCCCAGCAUGAGCUAUCCACUGGGCUUGGCUGCCCCCAUCCAGGACAGCCAGCUGCUGAGCCAGCUGCUGGGCUAUGGCCAGCAUGGCCUCUGGAGAAGCGGCUCUCAUGGGAGCCCCUCUUCUCUGGAAAGGGGUCCUCUGGAGCCCCUCAACCUGCACUGGGGAACUGUCAAACUGAGGUCAUCGGUCAUGAGACGGCAGCAGCCCCUGAGCCCUGCUGGCAUGGAGGGCCUGGCACUGCUGCCGGCUGGCAGGGAUGGCCGUAGAGAGCUGCAGGCUGCGGUGGACAGGGCACCCUUCAUCUCCACACAUAUACAGGAGGCGCUGACCCCUGGCCACCUGAAGAAGGCCAAGCUGAUGUUUUUCUUCACCCGCUACCCCAGCUCCAGUCUGCUGAAGACCUACUUCCUCGAUGUGCAGUUCAGCCGCUGCAUCACCUCCCAGCUCAUCAAGUGGUUCAGCAACUUCCGUGAGUUUUACUACAUCCAGGUGGAGAAGUCCGCCCGGCAGGCGCUGCUGGAGGGUGUUGUGGAUGCUGGCACCCUCCAGGUCUCCCGGGACUCGGAGCUUUUCCGCACCCUCAACAUGCACUAUAACAAGGGGAAUGACUUUGAGGUGCCAGGGCGGUUCCUGGAGGUGGCCAGCCUGACGCUGCAGGAGUUCUUCAGUGCCGUCAAGGCGGGCAAGGAUGCCGACCCCUCCUGGAAGAAACCCAUUUACAAAAUCAUUUCCAAACUGGACAGCAACAUCCCGGAAGGGUUCAAGGCUGUCAGAUGCUCCCAGGAACUGCUCUGCAGCUGAGUCUCUGUGACACACAGCAGCCCUGGGUCCUGUGUGCAGCCAUCAUGUGCUAAGUACUUCAUGGGUGCUCUGUUAUUCUGAGUGUUUUCUCUCUGGCCUGGCAGACAGCUCCCUGGGUGAGCAGUGUCGCUUGCCUCGGGUGUUGGGAUUUUAUGCUGUGUGUUUUAUUCCUGUGCUCAAAACUGGUAAGGUCUUGCCAGAGACCUCGGAGGGGAGGGACAGAGGUGAAGCGAUGGAGUUAGAGCCUGGGAAAUUACUUUCCUGUAGCUCUGCCCCUGCCCCUAGGCCAGCUGCCUUCCUUCUCUUGUCCAGAGGGCCACAGGUCAGGGCAAACAGCCUGUUUAUGAAGCAGGCAGGUUUUAUACUGGGCAAAGUUUUCUUGGCACAGCAGGCCAGUGGAUGUGCUCAGUCCAACAGCAUGCCUCAGUUUCUGUCCAGAUACAGCACACCGGUGUCCAAAGAAAACAGCUGGUGAAUUCUAGCAUUUCAAGCACUUCGUGGGGAUAGCUGACCCUGUCUGGGAGAUGUAAAAACAGUGAUGUUUGUUUUUGUAGCCAGCAUGAACAACACUCCCCCUGCCUCCCUUGUGCUGUUUGGCAAGAGCCCCCCAUGCAGCUGCAUUCUGCAACCAAGCAGGUGAGCGUGUGCUGGUGGAAGCAGCCCAGGAGGGACCACUCACCAUCAGUACUAUCUGUGAUGCUGGAGAAGAGCAGGGUGCACAACCAGCCCCCAUCAGCCCAUCACCUGAGAGGAGAGCAUCAUGUUAAACUCCACCUGCCUCCUCUUACACCAUGCUUCUGCUGGCAAAAUUGCCCCAAACAUCUCGGCCCUGCAACCUGCCCUUGGUGAAAGAGGAGCACAUCAUUUGGGACCUCUCAGUCCCUGUGGGUUUUAACAUAAGUUGGUGAGGAGCUGAGCCCUGAGGUCUGCAGCCCCACUGUGGUAGGGGUAUAAACCUAAGGAGAUUUCUUUUCCCUGUGACCAGGACUUGGUGACCCGUUUUCACCCGGAUGGAGCAUAACAGAACACUGUGUGUUGAGGGUUCUCUUGUCAUGGGAGAAGUGGUGGUGAGGGGGAAAGUCUGUGAAGAGGAGGGAGGUACCGGGAGAGGCAUGGUAGGAGGGCUCUGGGAGGGCAGUGAUGCCUGUGUUCAUUUCUUGAGGUUUGUAUAUUUUACAACCCUAAAACCAAAUUUACUGGAUCCAUUUUAAAAUAAAGAAUUACUCCUUUGUAUCUAUACGGACCUCUGAAAACUUCUGCUCUGAAGCAUUAUGCUGGGAAUUUCUUACCUUUCAUUGUGAAAAGAAUCACACUGCAGCUAAAGGGCUUACACCUUCUGCCACAUCCCUGUGGAGCUGAGCAGCUCCCUCUAACCGAUGGUCUGGUUUAAACCUAAUGCCAGUGC
Pezoporus occidentalis (night parrot) is the source of this 3442-nucleotide messenger RNA. RefSeq names its product prospero homeobox 2 (gene PROX2). Gene Ontology annotation, molecular function: RNA polymerase II cis-regulatory region sequence-specific DNA binding; DNA-binding transcription factor activity, RNA polymerase II-specific. Gene Ontology annotation, biological process: regulation of transcription by RNA polymerase II. Lineage: Eukaryota; Metazoa; Chordata; Aves; Psittaciformes; Psittacidae. Gene Ontology annotation, cellular component: nucleus. The annotation marks the transcript as partial. The record is from RefSeq and is a predicted model, not a curated record. The transcript has 4 exons.